Purpureocillium lilacinum is the source of this 1551-nucleotide messenger RNA. Lineage: Eukaryota; Fungi; Ascomycota; Sordariomycetes; Hypocreales; Ophiocordycipitaceae. The record is from RefSeq and is a predicted model, not a curated record.
AUGGCUCCGCAGGCUCCGUCCGCAGGCGCUGGAGACGCCAUCGAGCUGUCCGUGUCUCGACAGGCGAGCCACACCGAACAUGACGAAAAGAGUGCGGCGCGCAUCACGGACGAGGCCGGCGACCUUGCCGUCCAGGCCAUCGCGGCCGGCGAGCCAGACGCCGCCGCGAGCAAACGCGUCCUACGCAAAAUCGACGCUCACAUCCUCCCAUUCCUAUGCGUCACCUACGCCCUGCAGUUCAUCGACAAGACGUCGCUGGCCUACUCGUCAGUCUACAACAUCAUCCGCGACACCAAUCUCCAGGGCCAGCAGUACAGCUGGGCAAGCAGCAUCUUCUACUUUGGUUACCUCCUGGCCGAGUACCCCGGCGUGGCACUUCUGCAGCGUGUCUCAGUCGCCAAGUUCCUCGGUGCCAACAUUGUGCUCUGGGGCGGCGUGCUGAUGAGCACGGCCGCCUGCUCGAGCUUCGCCGGGCUCGCCUCGGUGCGCUUCAUCCUGGGUAUGACAGAGGCCACCAUCUCGCCAGGUUUCGUCGCCGUGACGGGCAUUUGGUGGUCCCGCCAGGAACAGGCCGGCCGCUCGGCGCUGUGGAUCUCCUUCUUGGGCGUUGGGGGCUGCAUCGGUGGCCUCCUCGCGUACGGCAUCGGGCAUAUUGGCGGGAAGCUGGCGCCGUGGCAGUACAUCUUCCUCAUCCUGGGCGCUGUCACGGUUGUAUGGGGCAUAGCCUUUGUGAUUUUCGUGCCCGACGGCCCGGCACGGGCCAGCUGGCUCAAGGACGAGGAUAAGAUCGUCGCCGUGCAGCGGGUGGCGGCGAACAAGACGGGAACGGGUCGCAGCAGACGGUUCGACGCAAGCCAAAUCAAGGAGGCUGCCACGGAUCCAGCAGUCAUCGUGCUCGGCCUCAUCUCGUUUGUCAACGCCAUCGGCAGCGGCGGUCUGGCGUUCGGGCCGCUCAUCGUGCAGGGCUUCGGCUUCAGUCCCCUCAACACGAUCCUGAUGCAGCUGCCUCUGUCUGUCGUGCAGACUGUCGCUCAGCUGGGAUCCGGCGUGCUGUCGAGCAAGAUUCGCAGCUCGCGGCUGCACGUGGCCAGCGUUAUCAUCGGCGCGUGCCUCAUCAACAAGCUCGCCAUUGACAACAAAUGGGGCCGGCUGGUCGGGGUUUGGUUACUGGGCAGCUACCCGGUCGGGUUCCUCGUCAUCCUGGGACUGCUCUCCAGCAACAUUGCGGGCAGCACGAAGCGGUCCGUGGCCAGCGGGUGGGUGUUUGUGUGCUACUGCGUCGGGCAAAUCUCGGGGCCGCAGUUCUUCAAGAGCAAGGAGGCGCCCGAGUACAGGAGCGGCAUCGUGGCGAUGCUGUGCGCCUUCUGCAUCAACCUGCUGCUGAACCAGGCCCUCCGGCUGCUGUACGUGCGGGAGAACAGGCGACGGGACGCGGGCCUCGCGGGGCUGCCCGACGAGACGAUUGAGGCGCUCAAGCGCGAGAGCGAGCUUCGAGGCUUCGAGGACGUGACGGACAAGAAGAACCAGACAAUGUUUCGAUACGUGCUAUGA